Olea europaea var. sylvestris is the source of this 2506-nucleotide messenger RNA. RefSeq names its product protein S-acyltransferase 21-like. The record is from RefSeq and is a predicted model, not a curated record. Gene Ontology annotation, biological process: protein targeting to membrane; peptidyl-L-cysteine S-palmitoylation. The transcript has 10 exons. Lineage: Eukaryota; Viridiplantae; Streptophyta; Magnoliopsida; Lamiales; Oleaceae. Gene Ontology annotation, molecular function: protein-cysteine S-palmitoyltransferase activity. Gene Ontology annotation, cellular component: Golgi apparatus; endoplasmic reticulum. The coding region runs from base 388 to 2349 and encodes 653 amino acids.
UUUUAUCGUUCUAUUUAACAGAAAAUAAUAGCAGUGCUGCGGUGAAAAAAGAAUCUAAAAAUAGCAGUUGCAAGGAACCCUCCUCCUCCUUCUUCUUCUUCCACAUGGUUCUUUGAUUCACAAAUCGAACUGCAGAAGCUCUAUAGCUUUGAAGUAGUAGAUGGAUCGUCUUACACUGGGUUCUUAACAUCUGAAUCAGCAUUGAAUUAUGAAGUAGUUCAUCUGAGUAUAAUGCCUCUGUGAUUAUGCUAGAAAUAGAAAGAAAAAUUGAUAUUUAUUGAGCCAUUUGUUCAGUUAUUCACAUUCAUCCUUUUUCUUGAGUGGGAUUUGCCAAAUUUUGAUAUUUGAACUGUAAAUGAUAUCGACCUUUUGACUUGGUUGUCGACAAUGGCUAGACGUCACGGAUGGCAACUCCCCGCUCACUCCUUUCAGGUUGUGGCUAUAACAGUUUUUUUCUUGUUAUCUGUUGCUUUCUAUGCUUUUUUUGCUCCAUUUCUUGGGAAAGACAUCUACGAGUACUUUGCAAUGGGCAUUUACUCCUUCCUGGCACUGUCUGUAUUUAUACUUUACACAAGGUGCACAGCUAUUAAUCCUGCUGAUCCUGGAAUUCUCAUUGAAGGUGAUAAGUCAUCUACUUAUCGAUCACAUAAUGGAACAGAGGUGCCUGAUAUAUCUACCACUGAGGAUCCAAGCAAGAUGGAAUUAAAGAAUGGAGAAAUAUCUCACAGGCAUGAUGCAGGAUGUUGUUCGAAAAUUGGAGGCUUUCUUUGUUGUUGUCUUGUGACAGAAGAUUGCCGUAAAGAUGAAGAUCAUGUAGCAGAGCAAAAUGGUGAGGAGGAGGCUUUAUUCUGCACAUUGUGCAAUGCUGAGGUGCGCAAGUUCAGCAAACACUGUAGAAGUUGUGACAAAUGUGUUGAUGGAUUUGAUCAUCAUUGCCGAUGGUUGAAUAAUUGCGUGGGCAGAAAAAACUAUAUCACAUUUGUGUGCUUAAUGGCUGCAAGCCUUGUUUGGCUUGUUUUUGAAUGUGGGGUGGGCAUUGCAGUCCUUGUUCGCUGCUUUAUUGAGAGAAAGGCUACAGAGAAUCAGAUAACUGCAAGGCUUGGAGAUGGAUUCUCUCGUCCGCCUUUCGCUACAGUAGUGGCGCUCUGUACAGCUGUUUCUUUGCUUGCAAUGGUACCUUUGGGAGAAUUGUUCUUUUUCCAUAUAAUCCUUAUCCGAAAGGGUAUCACAACAUAUGAGUAUGUUGUUGCUAUGAGGACUCAAACUGAGCCUCCUGGACCUUCUGUAGAUGAAGGAGAUCAGCAAAGUUUGCCAUCUUCACCAACGAGUUCUGCUGUUACUGCCAUCAGCGGAAGAAGCUCUGUUGGCAAGGGGCUGCAAUAUAAGGGUGCUUGGUGUACUCCCCCUAGAAUAUUUAUGGAUCAUCAGGAUGAAAUUAUUCCCCAUCUUGAGCCUGGACGUCUACCUUCCACAGUCGAUCCAGAUGCUGUGCAAGCUGACAAGGAGAGACGAGGACCACAGCGUCCAGUCAGAAUCAGCGCGUGGAAGCUUGCGAAGUUGGACUCUCACGAGGCUAUUAAAGCUGGUGCAAAGGCCAGAGCUUCGUCAUCUGUUUUACGUCCAAUAAGUUCUAGACAUCAUAAUUACGAUGCUGAUCAUUUAUCCAAUACCACCAUGAGUGGUAAAAGCUCUCCAACGAGUACAAGGCAAGGAUAUUACGAGAGUAAUGCUCGAGCAGGGGCAUCAGUGUUGUCCCCAUCUAAAACCUCAUAUCCGCCUAGUCAAGCUAGCAGGGAUGACAUUGAUACACGUGGUCACAGCAUAAGUAACUUAAGCAGUCCUCUUGCGACAAAUCUCACUUCUUCACCCGUUGAGCAGCAGCAUUCUUCAAACAUAGACCACUUUAAUCCGAUAUAUCAAGAAUCAGCUAAUCAAUCUCCUAGGUCUGCAAAAGCAAGUGAAAAAAAUGGAGCUUCUAUUAGCGAUGACAAAUCUGGGCUGCCCUCGAGGAAAAACAAUUUGGGUAUUGCUGAAAAUGUGAAAUCAUCAGUAUUUUGGGAUCCAGAAGCAGGGCGCUUUGUUUCUGCUGCCACCCUAAAUGUUGGUUCAUCAUCUCAAGCUACUGCUGCUGAGCUUACAUACGCAGGUCAAUCUAUAUUCUUUGGAGGUCCUCUCAUGAACGAACAGCUGAGCCGAGGGGCUAGAACUGGCGCCUCAUUGCCAACCGGUCCCCAGAGAAGUUCCACGUCAAGUUACUAUCAACAGGGUAGAUCACAGAGGGGAGGUCAGCUUCCUGUAUUUGUCCCAAGUGAUUCCCAGCAAAACCAAUUUUCUUCUCGAUUGCAAUAAGAUUUUGUAUGAGACAUGAUAUGCUACUCUACAAUGGAGUUUAUGUUUGCAAAUUUAGUUUCUUACAUUUUUUGAAUUUCCUUCACCUCAUUUGUGUAAAUUUUACUUUUGGGCUCUUCUGGUUAAUGCAACCCAAUCAAGCAUCUUAAAAGUCCGA